AUGAAAGAAGUGAUAAUUAAUAAUAUUCAAAAAUAAAUAGAAGCGAAUUCUGUUAUUAAAGCAGAGGAAAUAUCUUUAAUUUUAGAAAUCUUUAUAAAAAAAUAUAUAAAUUAUAUCUAUCUUGAAUAUGAAAGCAGCUAAACUGACUCCUUUUGUUUAAAAGCAUUCAACACAGAGAUUUUACAAAAUGUGUAUCUCAAAUUUUCUCUCUUGAUCUUAAAAUAAGAAAAAGAAAGGGAAUAGAAAAAAGAAAUUAUAUUGAAGCUAAUUUAAUAAAACUAACUGGAAGAUCAAAUACUAACGAAGGAUACUCUAUAUGACGUAACAAUAGAAGAAACAAUAGAUAAUUAAAACUAUCCUGAUCUCAGUUAAAGAAUAAAGGCAGAAAAAAAAACAUUCUAUUCUAAUGAAGUAAUUAAUGAAACAAAAUAUGUAAGAUAAGUAACUGCAAUUUACUAGAGGCGAGCAUUCAACAUGGAAAUUAUCUUAAAUGAAUUAAAUUUACUAGAAAACCAUCCUUACUUGAAAAAGCUAAAUUUAAAUUUAAACAAUAACGAAUUCUUUGAAGGUGAAGGUGCGUUACUGGGUUCUUGGAUAUCAAAAUUUUCAUAUUUAGAAAAUUUGGAAUUAGAUAUCGACUCUUGCAACAUACAGACAGAUUAGCUGAUUUAAUUGUUAGAUUCAAUAUCAAAUUGCAACAAUUUAAAGAAAUUAGAUUUCACUUAUAGGAUGAACAAAAACGAGCCUAUUUUUAAAGAAAUUGGCACUUAUUUAGGCAAAUUGCAUUUAUUAGAAUAUUUAUCUAUAAAUUAAAGCUUAAACAAACUAUAAUAAUCUAUUGGUGAUAGCUCUUUGUUUGGAUAAGGCUUGGCUAAUUGUAAAAAUCUAAAAGAGCUAUCUUUUAAUUCAUCAUUCUGCUUUUAUUAGAGCUUAACUCAACAGAAUUUGAUACUUGGGCUAAAUAAUUUGAAAAGCAUCUAAAAAUUACAUCUCGAUAUUAAACAAAAUAAACUAUCAAGUGAUUUGCUAAUAAAAAUUGUUUAGGAAAUAUCUUGCUGUUCAUAAAUAGAGGAUUUAUCUUUGAGUUUCAUAGAUAACUAAAUUGAAGACGAUACAGUGUUAAAGCUAUUUAAAGAAGUAUCAAAAUUAUAAUUACUGAAGAGAUUUUCAAUAGAUUUUAUGAAUAUUAUUACUGAUUACAGCAAAUUGAUUGGAUUUGGCGAAACCCUUUCGCUGUGUAGCUAACUUUCAUACUUAUAGAUGAAUAUCUAAAGCUAAAUUGAAAGCUAGAAUGAAUUAUCUGAAGUUAUAGGUAAUGAAAUCUCGUAAAUAAAAUCAUUAAAAACUAUUGAAAUAAAAUUUGGCUAUGAAAGAAUAAACUUCCAAAAUCUAUGCAAAAAUUGGGGUCUUCUUCAGAAUUUAGAAGAUAUUUCAAUUGAUUUUGAUAAAAUUUAUUUGUCUUAUGAGAGGGCAUAGGGAUUAGAUAAAUUGCUUGCCUAAAUCAAGAACUUAAAAAGUCUAAGCAUUACAUCCAUUAACGAAGAAAAUUAUGAAAUUAAAAAAUCUAAAUUAUUUGGAAAAUAUUUAUCGAAAUGCUUAAACCUAAUCGAUUUAAAACUAUCCUUAAGGUAUUUUAAUUAGCUCAUUUUAAAAUGA
Messenger RNA from Tetrahymena thermophila SB210, 1656 nucleotides. RefSeq lists its product as hypothetical. The transcript is spliced from 16 exons. The record is from RefSeq and is a predicted model, not a curated record. Lineage: Eukaryota; Ciliophora; Oligohymenophorea; Hymenostomatida; Tetrahymenidae.